CCCAGUGUCCCCGUGUCCCCUGGCAGUGCAAGCUGGAGCUGGUGGUGGGCUCCCCGGCCUCGUGCAUGGAGCUGGAGCUGUUCGGCGCCGAGGACGAGCCCUUGGGGACGCUGGACUGCGACGAGGCCCUGCUGGGCUCCUACCCCGUCACCGACGGCUGCCGCGUGCACGUGACCGACCGGAGCGGGGCCCGCGCCGGGCAGUUCGAGGACGUGUCACAAGUGGCCAAGUACGAGAUGGCCGAGAGCGACUACGACAAGAGGACAGAGUCCAUGCGCUCGUUCCUGCGGCAGCGCUCGUGGGGCCGCUGGGACCGGGAGCGGGAGCGGGAACGGGACCGGGAGCGGGAGCAGCGCCGGGCCCAGGAGGCGGCGGCCGCGGCCGCGCUCCCGCUCGGCUCCCGCUGCGAGGUGCGGGUGCCCGGCCAGCCCUGCCGCAGGGGCACCAUCGCCUUCGUGGGCGAGACGGAUUUUAAGCCAGGCUUUUGGGUGGGGGUGCGCUACGAUGAACCGCUGGGCAAGCACGACGGAAGCGUGGGCGGCCGCCGUUAUUUCGAGUGUCCCCCGAAGUUCGGGGCGUUCGUGCGGCCGCAGCACGUCACGGCCGGCGCCUUCCCGCCCGAGGACGACGGCCUGGACGACGAGCUCUGAGCGCCGUGCCCGGAAUUCCCGAAAUUCCCAACAUUCCCAAAAUUCCCGGAGCUUUUCCCGCUUUUUUUGGGAAAAAAAAAGAAAAAAAAUGGCCCGAAA
Messenger RNA from Motacilla alba alba, 749 nucleotides. Its product is annotated as tubulin-folding cofactor B-like. Lineage: Eukaryota; Metazoa; Chordata; Aves; Passeriformes; Motacillidae. Gene Ontology annotation, cellular component: cytoplasm; nucleus; microtubule plus-end. Bases 66 to 650 code for a protein of 194 amino acids. Gene Ontology annotation, biological process: cytoplasmic microtubule organization. The transcript is spliced from 5 exons. The record is from RefSeq and is a predicted model, not a curated record. Gene Ontology annotation, molecular function: microtubule plus-end binding.